CUAGAGCGUUUGAACAAUGUUCAUGUACCGCGAUGUUACUUUCAAGAUAACGGUCUAUCGAAGACAAUACAACUGCAUUGCUUCAGUGAUGCAUCUAAGGCAGCGUAUGCUGCUGCUGUUUAUAUUCGAUCCAGUUACUCUGAUGGUCAUAUCGAUGUGAAUUUAGUGACGGCAAAAACGAGAGUCGCUCCGUUGCAGAAGCAAAGCAUCCCAAGACUCGAGUUACUCGGUGCAAACAUUCUCGUACGACUCGCUGCGAAUGUAAAGAACGCCUUGAACUUGUCACAAGAUGUGAUGAUAAUUUAUUGGAUCGAUUCAAUGACGGUUUUGUAUUGGAUAAAAAAUAACAAGCCAUGGAAGCAGUACGUGAUGAGCCGAGUAAACGAAAUUCGUGAGUUGACCAACCAAGAGUUGUGGCGACAUUGUCCGGGUAAGCAAAACCCUGCUGAUCUUCCAUCUCGUGGACUAAACGCAUCGGAACUAACAAACGAAAUCCGAUGGUAGAAGGGCCCUGAAUUUCUUUACAAGCCCGAAGCUGAUUGGCCGCAAACGGCAGAAAGCAAGGAAACAGAAUUUACUAAAGACGAAGUUGUGAAGAAUCCUGUUAAACAGACCCAUGCACUAGCAUCUUCUGCACCCCGAACAAUUGAGAAAGACGAUGUGUCCAACGUUAAUCUCGAAGCGAUUAUAGACUGUAACCGUUACAGCUCUAAAACGAAACUAUUACGAGUAACAGCAUUAGUUCUGAAAUUCGUGAAACACCUGAAACUCGAAGAGGGAGCUCGUACGACGGAGCCAGUGGAAAUCAAUGCAAAGGAGUUGUUAGAAGCAGAAAUGUUAUGGUUAAAGAGCAUACAAUCAGCUGCGUUUGAAACGGAGUUUAGGCUCUUGAAAUCGAAGAAAGAGAAAAAUCAGCUUAUAAAUCAACUCAACUUAUUUCUUGAUGAACGUGAGUUGAUCAGAUGCCAAGGACGACUCGAUAACUCAGAUUUACCUACCGAAGUCAAGACACCCAUUCUGUUACCGUGUAGACAUCGCUAUACGGAGUUUUGUAUUCAAGAGGCUCACAAAAACGUACACCAUAACGGGAUAAGAGAAACGCUUAAUCGUGUUAGGGAGAAGUAUUGGGUCCUCCGGGGAAGAGAAAGUGUAAAAAGAAUUGUUAAACGAUGUGUUGUAUGCAAGAAGAUGGAGGGAAAAUCAUUUUCUACACCACCAGUUCCAGCACUCCCCCAGAGUCGUGUAAGUGACGAUCCACCGUUCGCGAAUACCGGACUGGACUUUGCGGGUCCCUUGUUAACAUCUGAAGACGGUAAAACAGAGAAAAUAUAUAUAUGCUUGUUUACGUGUGCGUCAACUCGUGCGGUUCAUUUGGAGUUGCUCAAGAGUAUGUCUGCCGAGUUAUUCCUGCAGGCAUUUCGUCGUUUUACAAGUCGAAGGGGGUUGCCAAGAAAACUUUUGUCUGAUAAUGCAAAGACCUUCAAGGCCGCUGCUAAAGAAAUACGAACCAUUUCUCGUGCUACGAAUGUUCAACGCUACUUAACAGACAAUGGUGUCACAUGGGCGUUUAUAACGGAGAAGGCGCCGUGGCACGGCGGAUUUUGGGAGCGAUUGGUUAGGAGCGUAAAGAGAUGUUUGAAAAAAUCACUUGGGCGUACUUCCCUUACAUUUGAGGAACUUCGAACAGUUAUAGUCGAGAUUGAAAGCACUCUAAACAGCAGGCCGUUGACUUAUAUAUACGAUGAGCAGGAGGGUGUUUCUUAUCCCCUCACCCCUUCGUGUCUGAUAUAUGGACGGAGAAUUACAACAACGCCAAGUGACAGUCAUUUCGAGAUUGCAUGUACGAAUAAAACAUUGACCAAACGCGCGAAGUAUCAGAAUCGCAUUUUGAAGAAUUUUACGGAUCAAUGGAAGAAAGAAUACCUAGUUAGCAUUCGCGAAGCUUCACGUUCAGAAACUAACAGAAAGGAGUCUAUAGAAGUCGGUGACGUUGUUAUUCUCAAGGAUGGAAACCAACCACGAACCUUUUGGAGGUUAGCUAAGAUUGAAACAUUAAUUCCGAGUAAGGACAAAAUAGUUCGUUCAGUGAUGGUGAAGGUUUUGGGCAACGAUAAGAAGAAACCAAUUCUAUUGCGAAGACCGAUUCAACACCUCGUGCCUUUGGAAGUUCGAAGCAAGUUGGACUAA
Paramuricea clavata is the source of this 2187-nucleotide messenger RNA. The record is from the annotation of a GenBank genome assembly. Lineage: Eukaryota; Metazoa; Cnidaria; Anthozoa; Malacalcyonacea; Plexauridae.